AUGACGCAGAAAGUGUCCAGUCUCCUCUCUCCUCCACAGAAGCACCGCGCACACUCCAGCACCACGACCCCGAGCAUCCGUCCAGAAGAGCGGCCACUUCCAGAGCGCACUCGGCUCACUUCAGAGCCUCUUCUCUCCCGCAGGUGCCCGCUCCGGAGACAGCGCCAGGCGGGGAGAGGGAGCGGGACAGACGGGGGGACCAUGCUGCUGGGGACCGUGACCGAGCAGCGGCGGACUCCCCCAGGGCACCCCGGGGAGACCCUCACCGUGCCCGGCUGCGGCUCCGAGCUCCUGGACCCGGCGGUGUCUUUCCGGGACAUCAGGACCAAGUUCGCGGUGCUGGUCCGGCUCAUCCAGGUUGGAGAAGUCAGCAACCGGGACAUUGUGGACACCGUCUUCAAUCUGUUGGUCGGUGGUGAAUUCAACCAGGACACAAAUUUCCUCAUUCAGGACGUGGAGAGCGUGGGCUGCAUGGUGGAGCUGCUGGCCCACUGUAACGUCACGUGUCAGGCUGAGAUCUGGAGCAAGGUCGCAGACGUCCUCCGAAAGAGCCUGAGGAACAUCCAGACAUGCACCGAGGCCGGGCUCCUCCGACUGGUGCUGCUCAACGUCAGCUCUGUGGAGCCCAGGGUCACAGAUGUACUGGUGGACGUGUUGGGGGUCCUGGCCUGCUACAGCAUCACAGUGAAAGAAGUGAAGCUCCUGUUAGGCACCCUGCAGCCAGAGGGGGCGCUGUGGCCCAGACAUGCAGUGAAGGUGCUGUCCGCCCUCAAACAGACGGCCCACAGACUCAGCCCCGACGCCUUCUUCAACUUCCCCGGACGCAGCACGGCCGCUAUAGCCUUACCUCCCAUCGCCCACUGGCCUCACCAGAACGGCUUCACCUUCAGCUGCUGGUUCAGACUGGACCCUCUGGACAACAGGAGCAGGGACCAGGACAAACCCUAUCUCUACUGCUUCCGCACCAGUAAAGGCGUGGGCUACUCUGCACACUUCAUGGGAAAGAACCUGAUCGUGACGUCGCUCAAGUCCAAAGGAAAAGGUUUCCAGCACUGUGUCAAGUACGACUUCCAGCCCAGGAAGUGGUACAUGGUGACUGUGGCACACGUGUACAGCCGCUGGAGGAACAGUGAGCUCCGCUGUUACGUGGACGGACAGCUGGUGUCCUACGGAGACAUGGCCUGGCACGUCAACACCAGCCACAACUUUGAUAAGUGCUUCCUGGGCUCCUCGGACACAGCGGACAGCAGCAGAGUGUUUUGUGGGCAGAUGGGAGCGGUCUACGUGUUCAGUGAAGCUCUCAACCCCGCGCAGAUAUUUGCUAUUCAUCAGCUCGGGCCCAGUUAUAAGAGCACGUUCAAGUACAAAUGGGAGAGUGACCUGGUCCUGGCCGAGCACCAUAAGCAGGUCCUGUACGACGGGAGACUGUCCAGCUCCAUGGCCUUCACGUACAGCGCCCGGGCCACAGACGCUCAGCUGUGCCUGGAGUCCUCCCCCCGAGACAACAGCUCCAUCUUUGUGCACUCCCCCCACGCGCUCAUGCUACAGGAUGUGACGGCCACAGUGACACACUCCAUGCACCGCAGCCUCCACUCCAUCGGUGGGAUCCAGGUGCUCCUCCCUCUCUUCGCUCAGCUGGACUCUUACCAGCCACAGGACGGCCUGAAGGACAGCACAGUGUGUGCCUCUCUCCUGAGCCUCCUGUUCGAGCUCCUCAAAAGCUCUGUGUCCAUGCAGGAGCAGAUGUUGGGCGGGAAGGGCUUUCUGGUGAUCGGGUAUCUGCUGGAGAAGUCCUCCCGUGAGCACCUGAGCAGAGACGUCCUGGAGCACUUCCUGUCCUUCGCCAAAUAUCUGGACAGUCUUCCUCACGGAGCCGCUCUCCUCAAACAGCUGUGUGACCACGUCCUGCUCAACAGCGCCCUCUGGAUACACACUCCACCUCAGGUGCAGCAGGCUCUGUACACCUUCCUGUCCACUGAGUUCGUGGGCUUCUCUUCCGUCUCUAGCUCCCUCCGCAGGCUGGGCACGGUACAGCAGCUCAUGCACGCGCUCAUGUUCUACUACUGGGCCCGUGAUCCCACACACAGCAGCCGCAUCGCAGCCAGGGGCCUCGAUGGACCCAGACCGAGCCAGAAGGAAGUCCUGUGUCUGCGGGGGUCCAUGCUUCUCUUUCUCAAACAGCUCCUCCUAAAGGACGGAGGGGUGAAAGAGGACGAGCUGCAGUGUCUUCUGAACUACCUGUUAACGAUGCAGGAGGAUGAGAAUCUACUGGACGUGCUGCAGUUGGUGGUGGCGCUCAUGUCGGAGCACCCGGCCUCUGUGGUCCCUGCGUUUGACCAGAGACAUGGGAUCAGAGUCAUCUACAAACUGCUUUCGUCCGAGAAUCAGAACCUUCAAGUCCACUCUCUCAAAGCUCUGGGCCAUUUCCUGCACCAUUUAGGCCACAAGAGGAAGGCGGAGCUGAUGCAGAGUCACAGUCUGUUCACGCUGCUGGGGGACAAGCUCACUGUCUCCAUGACGACCUACAACGCUUUAUACGAGAUUCUGACAGAGCAGAUGUGCACAGAGGUGGUCCACAAACCUCACCCAGACCCCGACUCAACCGUCAAAAUUCAGAACCCAAUGAUUCUGAAGGUGGUGGCUACACUGUUGAAGUCUGCAGCCCCGUGCGCAGAGCUCGUGGAGGUGCAGAGACUCUUCCUGUCCGACCUGCUCAAACUCUUCAGCAGCAGUCGAGAAAACAGAAGGUGCCUCCUCCAGUGCUCCGUGUGGCAGGACUGGAUGUUCUCGUUGGGUUUCCUCCAGCCCAGGACCUCAGAGGAGCACAAGAUGAUGGAGAUGGUCUACAGCAUCUUCAGGGUCCUGCUGUACCACGCCAUCAAGCACGAGUGGGGCGGCUGGAGGGUGUGGGUGGACACGCUCUCCAUAGCACACUCUAAGGUGACCUACGAGGCGCACAAGGAGUAUCUGGACAAAGUGUACCAAGUUCACCAAGACGGGGAAGGAGACAACGCCAAAAAGCGGAAGGUCUCCAAUCAAACUUCUAGCCUGAGCUGCAUCUUAAAGGACAACUUCCGUAACGCGGACUACAACGGGACUAGCUUUUUAGCCAACGGAAAACCGCAUCUCCCACCUAUCCAGGAAGUAGGGGGCGGGGUUAAGGUUGUCGUCCAGGAGCUGUUGGUGGACCUUAAAGACGAUAAAGAAGAGCAAACGGAAAUACAAAGCAGCAGUUUAGACUUACCCACGAGAGUUGAAAUCAACGCUCUGUUAGAUCAUCUUUAUUUGGGAAAACUAAACACGAAAUGGAAUAGCACGCUGAUUUCCAGAGAUUCCGACGAUCAAAACAUACCCCCGCUUAUAACUUUAGAAGACGACAAGGAUCACGUUUCGACGAAUUUUAUGUUUAAGAACGUGGAUGACAAAAUAUUGACUCCCUCCAAGGCGAUGUUGGUGUCCAAAAACGCGCAGCCGUCUUUGAUUCAGGUCCGAUCUCCGCUGGGAUCUUUGCCGAGUAUUCUGGAAAAGGAUGAGUUUGACCUGCAGACGACUUCUUCUUUGGGGGACACCGGGGGUAACGGGAACAAGGCCGGGUCCGAGAGCGCGAGGAGCCCGUGGGAGAGGGGGGACGGGAGGGCGGGAGAGGAGAGCGAGGAGGAGGUGAAGAGGGGACACGGCGGCGAAACAGGAGACGUGGUUUUACUGCUAAUCCCUGUGUUUGGAGCGGAUCCGGGUCUCGGGUCCACUAGUCCGGUCUGGGGCGGGCUUUGUGGGCAGCCCUGUGAGAACGCUCUGCUGGGACUGGAGCUUUACUGUGAGCCUUCCCUCUCAGCCUCAAGAACUUUGUACCGCUGCAGAGGACUCCAGACUCUACCUGAGCACCAGCCCAGCCCGUUGGAGAGUUUGGGUUUCCGUGGAGCGUCCGUGACAGAGGAGCAGAGGCAGGAGUUCAGCCCGGGCCCUCGCACCGCCAUGUUCCGUAUCCCAGAGUUCAGCUGGUCGCCGCUGCACCAGAGGCUCCUCACCGACCUGCUGUGUGCUCUGGAGAGCGACGUGUGCGCCUGGAGGAGUCAUUCGUGUAAAUCGGUGAUGGAGUUUGUGAACAGCAGCGAGAACCUCAUAUUCGUCCACAACACCAUGCACGUGCUCUGUCAGCUGGCGGACAACCUGAUCACGUGCUGCGGGGGGAUCCUGCCGCUGCUGUCCGCUGCCACCGCUCCUGCCGCUUGUGGAUCAGAGCAGAGCCUGGAGCCUCCUCAGGGCCUGUCCCCACACGCCGCUCUGUCCCUGCUGUCUCGUCUCCUGGUUCUGGUGGACGUGCUCGUCUUCUCCAGCUCUCUGAACUUCAGCGAGAUGGAGGCGGAGAAGAACAUGGCUCCUGGGGGGCUCCUGCGACAGUGCCUCAGGCUGGUUUGCUGUGUGGCGAUGAGGAAGUGCGUGGACUGCAGGCCCCGCCCCCACCAAGCCCCGCCUCCUAUUAAUAUUCUGAGUACAAAAUCUGACUUCCUGCUUGUAUUUUCUGUAUUUUGUCUGCAGUCUCCCUCAGAGGCUCUCCCUGGGCACUCGUCUCCUCUGCGGGACCCACAGUGCCUCCUGCAGGACGAGGACGUAAACCGUCUCCGGGCCGUGGUCUUCAGGGACGUGGACGACAGUAAACAGUCCCAGUUCUUGGCCCUGGCUGUGGUCUACUUCCUCUCUGUCCUCAUGGUGUCCAAGUACCGGGACAUCCUGGAGCCGCGCCCCGAGACGGACAGGAGCGCCGGCCAAUCAGGGCCCAGCGGACAAGAAGUCAAGUCACCGGCCAACUCAGGUGGACCAGAUGCACGAACCUGUGAGAGCCGGAGGGAGCUGCCUGGAUCCUCUGACCCCGCCCACCACGUCUCGUCCCACCUCCAGCGCUCGGCCCCGGGAGCAGAGAGGAGCGGGGGCCCGGGCUCCUCAACGGGACGACGGGGCCUUUGCCCCUCCCCGUCCUCCUGCUCCUCCUCCUCUUCCUCCGGCGUCGGUCUCACCAGCCGAGGCCCCAGCGUGAAGGAGAUCCUCAGGAGCCUGGUGGCGCCCCCUGUGGACGGAGUGGAGACGGGACAAGAGCCUCUGUCCUGCAGUGAGCGCGCGCUGAGGGCCCAGGACGCACCAGGGACGUCCGUGCACUUCCACUCAUUUGACAGGAGUGUGAUGGUGCCGCUGAGGAGGCCGUCCUGUGGCAGCCCCACGGUCCACACUGUGAGCUCCAGCAGCACCGGCUCUGGACUCUCUGCUGGGGGCCCCCGGAGUCUCUUCUGUGGCCCCUCUGUGUCUGACACAAACAAGAGCAUCAUCAACACCACAGCUGCCUCCUCCUCCUCUUCCUCCUCCUCUUCGUCUUCCUCCAGUCUGAUGAAUGGAGCGUCCUCGCAGAAGCUCCCAGGGGUCCAGAGCGUGGGGCCCCUGCCGAAGGACUCAGUGGACACCAGCAGUCUGAGCUCUCAGCUGGAGCGGGCGCUGCAGAAGGGGGCUCCUCUGCUCAGGGAGAUCUUGGUGGACUUCGCUCCGUUCCUGUCGCGGACUCUUCUGGGGAGCCACGGACAGGAGCUGCUCAUAGAAGGUCUGGUGUGUAUGAAGUCGAGCUCGUCGGUGGUGGAGCUGGUCAUGCUCUUAUGUUCUCAGGAGUGGCAGAACUCCAUCCAGAAGAACGCGGGUCUGGCUUUCAUCGAGCUCAUCAAUGAAGGAAGGCUGCUGUGCCACUCGAUGAAGGAGCACAUGGUUCGUGUGGCCAACGAGGCCCAGUUCAUCCUGGACAGACAGAGAGCCGAGGACGCACACAGACACGCUCAGUUUCAGUCGAGCUGUUCUCAGUACGCCGCAGAGAGGAGAGAAGAGGAGGAGCUACACCACCAUCUCCUGAACGCCGCCCAUCACCGCAACCACGUCACCGCCAACCAGCUCCUGCAGAAGAUCAUCAACACCCUGACCAACCAGCAGGGGGCCUGGGGGACGCCGGGAAACAGCCACAUGCAGGACUUCUGGAGGCUGGACGACUGGGAGGACGACCUGAGGCGGAGGAGGAGGUUCAUCAGAAACCCCUUUGGCUCCACGCACCUGGACGUGCCCUGCAGGAGCUUCCCCGAGGACGCCCCGGAGAGAGACGAGGUGGUGCGGCUGAGUAAGAUCGUGAGGACCCAGCCUGUGCACAGCCCGGGCCCAGAGACGGAGCUGCUCCUGGGGGAAGAGGAGGACGACGGCGGCGGCCUGCUGCUGGACCGAGACGUGGACACUCUGGGAGGCCCCGUGGUUCUGAGCAGCCCGGCGCAGCUCGUGGCCCCUGCUCUCGUGGCUAACGGCACCGCGUACAUCACCGCCACCGAGAUCUACUUCGAGGCGGAUGAAAACGACCCGGGGUUCCGAGCGGCGGACGCCAAGGUGCUGUCGUACACCGAGGGGCUCCAUGGGAAGUGGAUGUUCAGUGAGAUCAGAGCCGUGUUCUCCAGACACCACCUCCUGCAGAACAGCGCCCUGGAGAUCUUCAUGGCCAACAGGACUUCCGUCAUGUUUAACUUCCCAGACCAGGCCACGGUGAAGAGGGUGGUGCACAGUCUCCCUCGGGUGGGGGUGGGCACCAGCUUCGGGCUCCCCCAGGCCAGACGGGUUUCCUUGGCGACGCCGCGACAGCUCUUCAAAUCGUCCAACAUGACCCAGCGCUGGCAGAGGAGGGAGAUUUCCAACUUCGAAUACCUCAUGUUCCUGAACACUAUAUCUGGGAGAAGCUACAAUGACCUGGGCCAGUACCCUGUGUUCCCCUGGGUGCUCUCCAACUACGACAGCCCCGAUCUGGACCUCACUCUGCCUGGGAACUUCAGAGACCUGUCGAAGCCAAUCGGAGCCCUGAACCCCAAACGCGCCGCCUUCUUUGCCGAUCGCUAUGACAACUGGAGCGACGAGCAGACCCCUCCCUGUCACUACAGCUCCCACUACUCGUCUGCCAGCUCCACCCUGCACUGGCUCAUACGCACCGAGCCCUUCACCACGUUCUUCCUGUCCACACACGGACACAGAUUUCCCCAUCCGGACAGGACCUUCUCUGGGAUCAGCCGCUCCUGGACGCUCUGCCAGAGGGACACUGCAGAUGUCAAGGAGCUGAUCCCGGAGUUGUUCUACCUGCCGGAGAUGUUGGUGAACAGUAAUGAUUACCCCCUGGGCCUGAGGGAGGGCCGGAGCCUGGUGUGUGACGUGGACCUGCCGGCCUGGGCCAAGACGCCAGAGGACUUUGUCAGGAUCCACCGCAUGGCCCUGGAGAGUGAGUUUGUGUCCUGUCAGCUGCACCAGUGGAUCGACCUGAUCUGGGGGUACAAGCAGAGGGGCCCAGAGGCAGCCCGCGCCCUCAACCUCUUCCCCCACCUCACCUACCAGGGCUCCGUGUGCCUGCAGAGCAUCAGCCACCUCCCCACCAGACAGGCUGAGGAGGCGCACAUCCAGAGACUUGGACAGACGCCAUCCCAGUUGCUUAUCGAGCCACAUCCUCCGCGCAGCUCCGCCCUGCACCUGUGUUUCUUGCCUCGUCUCCAGAGCCCUCUCAUGCUGAAGGACCAGCUGCACCAGGACGUGCUCAUGGUUCUGAAGUUCCCGUCCAACUCUCCGGUCACCCACGUGUCCGCCAACACCCUGCCCCAGCUCAGCACCCCCGCCGUGGUCACCGUCACCUGCAGCCGCCUGGUCGCCCUCAACCGCUGGAACAACACUGUGGGUCUGAGAGGAGCUCCUGGAUACUCCCUGGAACAAUCCCAGCACCUGCCCAUAGAGAUGGACCCUCUCAUCGCCAACGACUCUGGAAGCAACAAGCGUCAGAUCAGGGAGCCGGUGGACCACAGCGUUCGGAUCGGAGCGCAGUGUUUCGUGGUGACAGCUGACAACUGCUACAUCCUGGUGUGUGGCUUCCAGGACCACAGCCUCCGAGUGUACUCCACCGAGACAGGUAGGCUGGUCCAGGUGGUGUUCGGGCACUGGGAUGUGGUCACGUGUCUGGCCCGUUCGGAGUCGUACAUCGGGGGAGACUGUUACGUCGUGUCAGGGUCCAGGGACGCCACUCUGCUGCUGUGGUACUGGAGCGGGAGGCACAACAUCAUCGGAGACAACCCCACCAACAGUGAGUACCCGGCCCCCCGAGCUGCACUGACGGGUCAUGACCAGGAGGUGGCGUGUGCGGCGGUGUGCGCAGAGCUGGGGCUGGUCAUCAGCGGAGCCAAAGAGGGUCCGUGUCUGGUCCACACCAUCACAGGAGAGCUGCUGCGGGCUCUGGAGGGCCCUGACCACUGCCCGGGGCCCCUCCUCAUCUCUGUGUCCUCUGAGGGCCACUGCAUCGUCUGCUACCAGCGCGGACACGUCUGCAGCUUCAGCAUCAACGGGAAACUGCUGGCUCACAUGGAGAUCCAGGACACGACGAGGGCCAUGGUGCUGAGCAGUGACGGGCUCUGUCUGCUGACCGGAGGAGACAGAGGGGUGGUGGAGGUGUGGCAGGCCUGGGACCUCUCUCUCCUCUACACCUACCCGGGAUGUGACGCGGGGAUCCGAGCCAUGGACCUGUCCCAUGAUCAGAGGACUCUGAUCACUGGGAUGGCGUCUGGAAGCAUCGUAGCGUUCAACAUAGACUUCAACCGCUGGCACUUUGAGCACCAGAGCCGCUACUGAGACCCAGCGCUCCACACAG
Molecule: messenger RNA, 8680 nt
Organism: Boleophthalmus pectinirostris (great blue-spotted mudskipper)
Lineage: Eukaryota; Metazoa; Chordata; Actinopteri; Gobiiformes; Gobiidae
Product: neurobeachin-like
Exons: 62
Coding region: 1-8661 (2886 amino acids)
Biological process (GO): intracellular protein localization
Cellular component (GO): cytosol; membrane
Molecular function (GO): protein kinase binding
Source: RefSeq, a predicted model, not a curated record